CUUCGCCUGUCGAGCCCAAGAAAAUUCCAAUUCGAGUCCCGAGCUCAACCUCCAAAUCCUCCCCACUACUCCGUACGCCAGAUACAUACCACAGCCAUGCCUCCCCGGAUACGCAGCAGCAGCCACCAACCGCAGCAGCUUCUCAACUACCUCGAAUCUUCGCCUUCCUUCUCUCUCUCGCCUGCCUCCGCCCUCGCGCCAUUACACAGGCCGACACCGACAACGACGGCGACGAUCUCCCCGUCACCACCGCCAUGCAGUAGACGGUCCUUUUCGGCGACGCCGGCGGUCCAGUUGACGCGCAUGCGACGCAAAUUCAAGGACUGGUGCGUCAACAAUGCCCUGUUCCGGGAACCUUCACCGGACGGCAGCACAAACUAUGUCAGCCGGGUGAUCUCCCAGUCGGACUGGAACAAGGUCUCGGCCGACAUGCCGUUCCCCAACAACCCCCAAUUCCGCAGCCAGCCCGUGCUCUCGGAGAAGGCGCGCGAGAUGAUCUGGGAGGCCGUCAUGGUCAAGGGCAUGCCGCUCAAGGCCGUGUCGGCGCAGUUCCAUGUGGAUAUGCGCCGCGUCGCGGCCGUGGUGAGGAUGAAGGAGAUUGAGAAGAAAUGGGAGCGUGAGAACAAGCCCAUGGCGUACCCCUACGCGCGCGCCAUUCUGGGCAUGCUCCCGCGCGCGAACUUCCUCCAGGGCGAGCCGCCGUUCGAGCCCAUCAACGACAUCCACGUGCACAGCUACACGAUGCAGCAGCUCUUCGUGCCGACGUCCGAGUCGCGCGAGUUCACGCGCGCAGACGCCGCCAAGGCCUUUGGCGACCACAUCCUGCCCCCCGACGACAAGAUGCGCAUCCCCGAGCUGGUGGCCAUGGAGCGGAAGAUUGCCGACGGCAUGGAGCCGCGCGAUGCGGAGAGGGAGUUUAUCCGCGAGGCGCGCGAGAGCGAGCAGGCAUUCGCCGCCAAGCAGCAGGCGCGGCUGCAGGCCGCGGAGGAGAGGCGCAUCCGUGUCGACUCGGGCCGGGGAAUCGAGUUUCGGUUCGAGAAGAUCAACGCCGAGGAUGUGGGUCCCACGGGCCGGUCGAGGCGGGGUGUGGGUUGGCGCUAUGGCGUGCCAUUUAUGGAUCGCAAGAGAGGCCAGGUCAAGAUUCCCACCAGUGUGGAGUGAACUCGAGGAUGGGGUUUCAGCCACACGGCAGGGGUGUGGUUUGGUUUCUUAUGGACCGAGCCGGUGUAUCCAGGGCAAUCUGGCAACCAGCGGUGCCAACGCUUGUAUGAUCUCUUAGUUCUAUCUAGACAAGGUAUGCAGAAGGCGGCCUUGUGGUGUAUAGCGGUCUAUAUCUUGUAUCAUAGCAACCUUGGAAUUCAAGUAGCAACUACAGAUGUGGUUUCUCCAGGAGGCCGGCGUGGCUCCGCCAGUCUAGUGCCUUCUCGCCCUCGGCAAGGUCGACGACAAGGUUCUUACGGAGCUGCUCGACGGUUGCCUGGGAUAUGUGGAGCUUGUCGAGAACAUAAUCCUCGACGGAGCCGUACUCCUUGCGAAGGAACUUCAGCGUC
Messenger RNA from Parathielavia appendiculata, 1550 nucleotides. RefSeq lists its product as uncharacterized. The transcript has 2 exons. Gene Ontology annotation, cellular component: mitochondrial small ribosomal subunit. Bases 97 to 1161 code for a protein of 354 amino acids. NCBI's taxonomy places the organism in Eukaryota, Fungi, Ascomycota, Sordariomycetes, Sordariales, Chaetomiaceae. Gene Ontology annotation, molecular function: structural constituent of ribosome. Gene Ontology annotation, biological process: mitochondrial translation. The record is from RefSeq and is a predicted model, not a curated record.